CCAGAGAUGACGGGCCUUCUCACACUGGCUUGGCUCCUGGCUUGUGUGCCUGCUGUGCCAGGGGGCUUGCUGGAGCUCAAGUCCAUGAUUGAGAAGGUGACCGGAAAAAACGCCCUUACGAACUACGGCUUCUACGGCUGCUACUGUGGCUGGGGAGGUCGGGGGACCCCCAAGGACGGCACUGAUUGGUGCUGUUGGGUGCACGACCACUGCUAUGGUCGGCUGGAGGAGAAAGGCUGCCAUAUCUGGACACAAGCAUACAAAUACGGAUUUGCACGGGGACUGGUCACCUGUGCGCUCGGGGCCCACUGCCAAGUGCAGCUCUGUGCCUGUGACCGGAAGCUCGUCUACUGCCUGAAGAGGAACCUGAGAAGCUACAAUACCCAUUACCGAUACUUUCCCAACAUCCUCUGCUUCUAGCGGCCCUCAAGACCACCCCCCCCACCUCCUGCAACGCGGAGCUCACCCACU
This is a messenger RNA of Hyaena hyaena (striped hyena), 471 nucleotides long. It is a transcript of the gene PLA2G5, whose product is annotated as phospholipase A2 group V. The coding region runs from base 7 to 420 and encodes 137 amino acids. NCBI's taxonomy places the organism in Eukaryota, Metazoa, Chordata, Mammalia, Carnivora, Hyaenidae. The record is from RefSeq and is a predicted model, not a curated record. Gene Ontology annotation, molecular function: phospholipid binding; calcium ion binding. The transcript has 4 exons. Gene Ontology annotation, biological process: negative regulation of T cell proliferation; lipid catabolic process; arachidonate secretion.